Messenger RNA from Seminavis robusta, 912 nucleotides. Lineage: Eukaryota; Bacillariophyta; Bacillariophyceae; Naviculales; Naviculaceae. The record is from the annotation of a GenBank genome assembly.
AUGGAAAACCCUCCCACUGCACGAGGAAGAUCGGGACGAACGGAACGAACAGUAUCGCCCAAGGCUUCCAACAACAAGCCUAGCAGGGACAUUGCCAAGAUGCGCGCACAUGUCAGCCACCCUCCCAUGAAGUCCACCAGUACCCGAAACCUUACGAAAAAGAAGUCGUCGAGUACUUCGAGUACUACUACUACUACCAGCAGCAGCAGCAGCAGCAAGAAUCGCAAGUCCAGGUCUCUGAGCCCCACCCCCAAAAAGAUCCGCGCCUUGCGACGCACAUGGACCAUGCAGAAUGAUGCGGACUUGUCCUCCUGCAGUGCGACCAGUGCGUCCAGUUGCAGCAGCAGCUGCAGUUUCCACACGAAGAUUGACAUUCCCGCAGCUCCACCAGGUCCGCCCAUUCUCAAGAACGCCGACGAUUCGACUGUUGUUGUUACGCGACAACGUCGACGACAGCACCGCCGCGUCGAAUUUGACAUUACCGAAAUUCGAGAACACGCCAUGAUUCUCGAUGAAGGCAACGAAGAUGGACCUGCCAUGCUCACUAUUGAUUGGGAAUGUCAAAACACGACCGUUACCACGGUACAAGAGUACUACCUGGAACGCUCCAUGGACCGUGGCCCCGUACGAGCCAUGGAACCCACCGAACGAGCUGCCAUUCUCAUUCGAGCCGGAGGAUGCAUGGAUGUUGCCUACUUGACCCAGAAUCUGGCAUUGACCGAGUCGCAGCACCUUUGUCUCACAGGAACAACAACAACAACAACAACAAAGCAUGCCAAAACGUUGCAUCCCAGCUGCUCAGGAGGAGGAGAAAAGAAGAAAAAGGGAUACUUUUCCAAAAUGAAAAAAGCGGCCAAGGUGGCCGUUUAUGGGAAGACACCAAAGGAAGUCAAUAGUACGGCGAGCCAGUAA